AUGUUCAAGCACGCCGCAGCUUCUCUCAGCCGCCCCUUGGCACGAGGCUUCUCCUCCUCGGCCGCCCGCGCUUCGUACGAGGACACCAUCAAGAACCUCCUCAUCUCCAAAGACUCUCGCGUCAUCUGCCAAGGUUUCACCGGUAAGACCGGUACCUUCCACUGCCAGCAGGCCCUCGAGUACGGAACCAAACUUGUCGGUGGUGUCUCGCCCAAGAAGGCCGGUCAGACCCACCUCGGCCUGCCCGUGUUCGGAUCGGUCAAGGAAGCCGUUCGUGAAACCAAGCCCCACGCUUCGGUCCUCUACGUUCCUCCACCCGGUGCAGCCGACGCCAUCAUCGAAGCCAUCGAGAACGAAGUCCCCCUCAUCGUCGCCAUCACCGAGGGCAUCCCUCAGAAGGACGAGAUCCGCGUCGCCGCCGCACUCCGCUCGCAGUCCAAAUCUCGUCUCGUAGGACCCAACUGCCCCGGUAUCAUCAACCCAGAAGGCUGCAAGAUCGGCAUCAUGCCCGGACACAUCCACACCCCCGGUCGCAUCGGCAUCGUCUCCCGCUCCGGCACCUUGACCUACGAAGCCGUAAACCAGACCACCCAGGUCGGUCUCGGCCAGAGUCUCUGCGUCGGCAUCGGCGGUGACCCCUUCCCCGGUUCCACCACCCUCGACCUCGUCAAGCUUCUCCUCGACCACGACAAGUCCGAAGGUAUCGUCCUCAUCGGAGAGAUCGGCGGAAGCAUGGAGGAAGACGCCGCCGAAUACCUCGCCAAGUACAACAAGACUAGGGCCAACCCUAAACCCGUCGUUGCUUUCAUCGCAGGACGAACCGCACCGCCAGGUAGGCGAAUGGGUCAGCGAGCAUCAUUACCCAUCAUCCCAUGA
This is a messenger RNA of Pseudozyma hubeiensis SY62, 876 nucleotides long. Its product is annotated as succinyl-CoA ligase subunit alpha. Gene Ontology annotation, molecular function: succinate-CoA ligase (ADP-forming) activity; succinate-CoA ligase (GDP-forming) activity. Gene Ontology annotation, cellular component: succinate-CoA ligase complex (ADP-forming); mitochondrion. Lineage: Eukaryota; Fungi; Basidiomycota; Ustilaginomycetes; Ustilaginales; Ustilaginaceae. The record is from RefSeq and is a predicted model, not a curated record. The coding region runs from base 1 to 876 and encodes 291 amino acids. The transcript has a single exon. Gene Ontology annotation, biological process: tricarboxylic acid cycle.